AUGGCUUCCAACAAGAGACAGCUUGCGCUUUUUUCAGCCUUGAAUGCAGUUCUCGUGAGUUUUUCAACGUCGUUACAACUACUAAGUAUUUUGGUAUUGAAAUUUUUACAAGAACAGAGGAGGCUCAACAAUUUGAGAUAUCAAGCAGUUAUGGAGAGAAAUACAGCAUUGUCGAGGUACAGACGUGCAAGGUUGAGAUAUGUUAGAAGCAAGAGAAAAUGCUGGAUUAAACCUGGAAGAACUGAUAAAUGGUGGGAUAACUUGCACAUUGUUGGUAACAUGUGUGACGAUACUUGGUUACAAAACUUUAGAAUGACAAAACAACAAUUUAUGAAACUUGUCGAAUUAAUUAGACCUUACGCAAAGGAAAGGUCUUCACAAGUCCGCAAAGACGUAAUUCCGCUAGAAAAACGACUAGCUAUUACGCUUUAUUACUUGAAGGACCAAGGUUCUCUUUUGAUGAUUGGCAAUACAUUUGGCAUAGCAAAAAGUACGGCAAGUGUUGUUGUACAUGAAAUAUGUGGCAUAUUAGCGAAAGAUAUCGCUUCUUUGUUGAUAAAAUUCCCAGUGGAAAAGGCUGAUGUGGAAAAGAUUUCCAGUAACUUCCUAAAACGAUUUGGAUUCCCUCAGGUGAUUGGUUGUGUUGAUGGCACACACAUCCCAAUAAAACAACCCUCAGAAAACUCUCAUGAUUACUUUUCCUACAAGAUGUAUUACUCGAUCAAUUGUCAAGCAAUAUGCGAUGCGAAUGGACAAUUCACGAAUGUCGAAAUUAAAUGGCCAGGCAGUGUUCAUGAUGCUAGAGUUUUUGCUAACUGCACGGUUCAGGAAAAGUAUCUUAAUGGAGAGUUUAAAUUAUUUUACAAGGAGAUCGUAGAGGAUGGUGAAUCCGUGCCACAGUUGCUUUUGGGAGAUCCUGCAUACCCUCUUUUACCACAUGUGAUGAAGGAGUUCGAUCAUUGCAUAUCGAAUGAACAAGUCAUAUUCAAUCAAAUGUUACGCUCCGCCCGUAACCAAAUAGAAUGCGCAUUUGGAAGGCUUAAAGCUAGGUGGAGAAUUUUAAAUCGCGCUAUGGAUCUGCAAGUGAAACAUGUUCCAAAUGCUAUACUAGCUUGUUUUGCAUUACACAACUUUUGCGAAAUCGAAAAGUCGUUUGUAGACCCGAAGGUCGUAGAGGAAUUGGCAUUGAAAGAACGCAGCCUUGUAAACACAGUUGAUAAACUUAACUCUUACACAACAACUUCAGGAACCAGGGUUAGGGAUACUUUAGCAAACUAUUUCAAAGAGCUUUUGCAA
This is a messenger RNA of Hydractinia symbiolongicarpus, 1296 nucleotides long. Its product is annotated as putative nuclease HARBI1. NCBI's taxonomy places the organism in Eukaryota, Metazoa, Cnidaria, Hydrozoa, Anthoathecata, Hydractiniidae. The record is from RefSeq and is a predicted model, not a curated record. The transcript is spliced from 2 exons. The annotation marks the transcript as partial.